Esox lucius (northern pike) is the source of this 5274-nucleotide messenger RNA. RefSeq names its product tweety family member 3a (gene ttyh3a). Gene Ontology annotation, cellular component: plasma membrane. Gene Ontology annotation, molecular function: volume-sensitive chloride channel activity; intracellularly calcium-gated chloride channel activity. The record is from RefSeq and is a predicted model, not a curated record. The transcript has 14 exons. Bases 1000 to 2640 code for a protein of 546 amino acids. NCBI's taxonomy places the organism in Eukaryota, Metazoa, Chordata, Actinopteri, Esociformes, Esocidae.
GAGCGCUGCGGGACUGCAUCUGAUGGUUGGUGUGGUGGCUGCAUUGUUGUCCCCUGAACAGUUCACCGGAUUGUUGUUUAGCUAUAUGUUGUGUAUCAAGAAGAAAUUUCGACUUGUUGGCCUACUCUGAAAUACACAAGAAGACUUGGUCAUCAAACGGUUUUGAAAAAUGGGAGAAAACUGAGAUAUGAAAGACAAAGAGGCCGCGAAUGGAACUGGAGCAACCAUCAUCAAGCAAGGAUAUAUCCGCUAAGCUAGCUAGCGAGCCAACUAGCCUGCCGCUAGCUUGAUACAUUGGAACACGACAUUUGGAACAAUAAUUUGGCAAGACUGAUACGACCUAGCUAACGGGGAAGAGAUCGUACAAUAUAUGUUGAUAAGGAACGAUUGAUAAGAAAGCACGAUUUAGCUGUGCAUUAGUUUCCUUGGAAGCCAAGUAUGUUAAUGGGAUGACGCUGUUCAACAAUAAUAACGUAAUCUAGACUGCUGAUUUUGGAAGUUAUCCCAAAACAAUUGGCAAGUAACGUUACGUCAUCCACACACUAGCUACCCAGCUAACUAGUGAAGCAACUAUUACUACUGUACGUACAGCGUCAGAACAAGGUGGUUGGACUGUCAUCUUUCUGGGAACUGCUGACAAAGUUAGCUGCCCAGUGGCCUAUUAUUCCUACUUUUUAAGAUAUAUUUUAACUUAGCUAUUUAGAUAGUAAAGUUAUUAGGUAAGGAGAAGUGAACAUGGGAGUAUUAUGACUAACACUUGAGCGUUAGUUAGCAAGUUAGCCUCUGGCGAGACCACUGGUAGGAACGAGGUGACAAUACUUUACAUUUUCGUGCUGUGAAGAUUUUUAGAGUGCAGUAGGGCUGACGAUCUAUUUGGACCUUUGGGGAUAUCUUUGGUUUUGCUGGACCGCUUACUAACAAUAACUUUAUGACGCGGGCCAAGUCCGUUACUUCAUUUUUGACUGACCACGCCGGCCACAGCUCCACAGCUCUUUCACCAUGGCAGCGGUUGUCAACUACUCACCUCCGUGGUGGGUCAAUUUGGUUCACCGACUCCCUCAUUUCAACCUUCAGUUCGAGCAGACCAGUAGUGAUUUUCGCCCGGAGGACUCGUCAUAUCAACAGUCCAUCUUGCUGCUAGGGUGUGUGGCUCUAGCCUGCCUGGCUCUGGACCUCCUGUUCCUGCUCUUCUAUUCCUUCUGGCUGUGCUGUCGGCGGAGGAAGACGGAGGAGCAGCCCAACGCUGACUGCUGCUGCACAGCUUGGUGUGUCAUCAUCGCCACCCUGGUCUGCAGCGCUGGCAUUGCUGUUGGUUUCUAUGGGAACGGUGAAACCUGUGACGGAGUGAACAGGCUGACGUAUUCCCUGCGCCAUGCCAACCGCACAGUGGCCGGAGUGCAGAAGCUGGUAUGGGACAGCACAGGGUCCCUGAACAAGACCGUGGAUGGCAGUCUGGGCCAGCUGGAGGGCCAGUACGCCAAGCACACUGACUACCUUUCCAUUAUCCAGAAACUGCAGGGCCAGCUGGACGAACUGGUGAGGCAGAUGGGGGAGAUCCCCUUCUGGGGCAACAGAGACAUCUCCCUGGAGGAGCUGGCGGUCAACAUCGAGCUCUACGACUGGUACAGGUGGCUGGGCUACUUGGGCCUGCUGUUGUUUGACGUCCUCAUCUGUUUGAUGGUGCUAUUUGGCCUCAUUCGCAACUCCAAAGGAACACUGAUUGGAGUGGGCCUGCUGGGUGUGUUGGCCCUGGUAGUCAGCUGGGCCUCCCUGGGACUGGAGCUGGCAGUCUCUGCGGCCUCCAGUGAUUUCUGCGUUGCUCCCGACAUGUUUGUCACCCAGAUGACAGAGCAGUAUGGAGUGCUCAAUAAAGACAUCCUGCAGUACUUCCUGGGAUGCAGUGUGGGCCAGACCAACCCCUUUCAACAGAAGUUGUCCGGCAGCCACAAAGCCUUAGUGGAGAUGCAGGACGACGUGUCUGAACUGCUGCGCUCUGCCACCAGAGAGUAUCCCCAGACCAAGGGGAAUCUGGAGCAGAUCCAGGGGGUGCUGAACACCACAGAGAUCGGCUUGCAUCAGCUCACUGCCCUGGUGGACUGUCGAAGCCUGCACAUGGACUAUGUCCAGGCCAUGACAGGGCUGUGUUAUGAUGGACUGGAGGGCCUGAUCUACUUGGUUCUGUUCUCCUUUGUCACGGCUCUCAUGUUCAGCUCCAUCGUCUGUAGUGUUCCUCACACCUGGAACACCAGGAGAAUUGAGGAGGACAGUGACGAGGAGUCCACAGCCCACGGUGGCCGGCUUCAGAACCACGACAACCUAUACCGGGUCCACAUGCCCAGCCUGUACAGCUGUGGCAGCAGCUACGGCAGUGAGACCAGCCUCCCAGCCGCCGCCCACACCGUCAGCAACGCCCCGGUCACAGAGUACAUGACCCAGAAUGCCAACUUCCAGAACCCGCGGUGUGAGAACACUCCACUGAUCGGGAGAGAGUCCCCCCCUCCCUCGUACACGUCCAGCAUGAGGGCCAAGUACCUGGCUAACAGUGGCCCCGCCCCCUCCACCCCCACCCCGCCCCCAGCACAUGACUCAGCACACCAAUCACACCAGCACACGCCACACCACCAGGCCGCCCAGCUGUAGACCGGCCCAGGGAACCGACAGGCCAGGGGAAACAUCUAGCCCUUUGGAAGCUCUUCAUCACUGCCAUCAACAUUCCCUCUCCGGUGCAGAACCUGAUCUCUUCAUCGCCCCUACUGGUCCUCUCCUCGCCCCUCUCCACAACGUCUCCUCACCCCUCUCCUCGACCCCAGCACCUACAUGAAACGGCAGAGCCUGACACCAUGUUUCUGAAGUGUGCUUUGGUAGCGGAGCUGAGAAAUGGACACAACAAGGCCUGCCCAUCACAUAAACAGUUGUGCUGUCAUCGCUGUGUCGUCUGGAGGCCCUUUUGUGAUGUUCUUAGACGGCGGCCCGUCUGGUGGUUUCCAGAACGCUGUGACACUGUUGUUGGUUCCUAGUGGCCCAGAAACAGUGCAGGCCGCCGUGUUGACUGGCCUCCAUUAACCGUUCCACUCCUCAGUCUGAUCAGUCCACCAAACACAGGAUCACGUUGACGCUGCCGUGUGAGGAUCUUAUCCAUGGGGGUUUUCAUACAACACAUUGGUUAUUAUUUUGUGUGUCUGCCACUAUGGGUUCACUUUGUGUCCUCAUUUCUGUACAAAAACCACUAGUUCUGUUAGGAGAGAAACGCAUCAACAGGUAUUGAAACGUAACUGCCCUUGCGGUGGUUAGGACUUACAGGAACAACUGGACCCCGGUGGUGCAUUUCAAUAGGGAUGUUGUUUGUUGUGAUUCUAUGUACUGUACUCUCUCAUUGCUGUAAGAGAUUGUGAGCAAUGCCUUACACACACGUCUGUAUAAUUGCUAGAAACUACUGUUCCCCAACUAGGACCAGUUUUUCCUCUAACAGUGAAGAAUCUCACGUUAUCCUGAUAUCUGGAGGACUUGCCACACGACCAGUGGAACGCCCGAUCUCAUGAAAGGGCAUUAGCGUUAGUGUUGUUAUAUUACAUUCCAUGUUCCUGACCAGUUUACAUGGACAUAUCAUUGCAUGAGCUGAGAUUACUUCUUGCAUAUGCAUUUGUCUUAUAUCUCAGACUGGAAUUGGAACCAGUCGUCUCCUGCAGAAUGUCUUACAGUGGGUCUUUGACUGCAACAUUUUGGGACCUCUUAACUGUACAGUGAUCCUGACCUGCAUGCUUAUGGCAGAUGUUUCCCUCAAAAAUGACGGUUGCCAUGGGAGCGAUUGUGUAUGCCACUAUUCCACUUGCGUUAGUGUAGCUACAUGGAUUUCAAACUGAGGAGUUUUGCUCUGGGGGAAAAACAACAUGGACUUAAUUUCCAGUGCUCUGAUUUCCACUGUGGCCCACUGUGUUGUCUCAUCACAUUUUUACAAACUGAGGUUAUCACAACUGCCAUUCUCAAUACAGUAGUUUGGUCAGUUGGUCAACCGAAUGUUCACACACACUUCUGUGGUACAGUUUUUUGUUCAUAACCGAAGAUUAUGUAGACAAGGAAAGGAGUUUUAUACUGAAGGAAACUGAUUUUUUCAACCGAUAGCUGAGGACUGGUUCCUGAUUGCUGAGAAACUAAACGGAAGACAGAGCUUUCCUCCCCCAUGAUGAUAACAAGUUUUCAUUUCAAAAGUAAUUUGCAAUGCUUUUCUCUAUUAGCCAGAUAGCUUGUGCCGGUGUUGGUGUUGCUCUGCAUAUAGUGGUCCGUGUAUUUGCUUCCCAGUCUCCCAUCGCCCUAACCGUCGUGGGAAUCGGCGGCCGGUCCACACCAUCUCUGGAAGCCUCAACAUUCUGCUCUGCUGAGCCCUGCUGUAGGACCAGAGUGUCUUUCCAGUGUCCAUUUAUCAGUAGUUCCUAUCAGGUGUGGUAUACAUGUAUUCUCAUGUACAGUUUUGCAUGUCAAAGGGGCUAAGAGAUCUGCAUAUGGACCACCCAAUGCGUCAUGUUGUCACAAAUAUGUUUAAGCAUAGAUAACUUGGGGGUGGAAUGAGGAGAUGCUGUGGUGAAGCUGACAUCAUUUGAAGCAUUCUACUUCAUCAUGUGUGGACUUGUUUCCCUCCUGAAAUGAAAUAUUUGCAUUGUUGCUAUUUGCCGCUUCUCUUGGCGCCUCUUUUUUUCUGCUUUUGUGAUCAAGAUGACUGUUGUGUUUAUUUCUCCAGACUGUGCCAAUAACCAAACACAACACCUUACCUUUCCUAUAGGUUUUUAAAUGUCUCACAGGCCUGUUUGUACAGUUCACAGCACUGUGGUUGCCUUAGCAACCAAAUGAGAAAAAUGAGCCCUACAUUUUAAACUGAAAAUUACCGUAUUUGUUACUCUCUAUGUGUGAAAGACCGUUUGUUAGUGCUGAUGCAAUCUGACUUUUCUGGAGUACAGGAGUAGUUGUAUUCUUUAAUGCUUGACCAAUGUACAAAACUUGGGGAAAAAACUGGUAAAACAGCAAUAUAAUUUUCCUUCAUUCAAUUUCUUUUACCAUUGAUUCUUUUUUAGUUUUAAUUGCAAUAUAUUAGGAUGUGUAGCAAGCACAAAAUCUUUCUUUCAUUUAUGUGAAUACGGUAAAUAGUUAUGGUCUUUCAUCGCAAUGUUUUUAUUAAGAUUUCACUGUAGAAUUACUCAAUGUUUUUAUAUAUUUCUUUGCUAUUGCUGAAAUAGCACAGCUUGAAUUCAGUGUUUUGAAAUUAAACCAACCAUAACUGUUGAA